Messenger RNA from Naegleria lovaniensis, 825 nucleotides. RefSeq lists its product as uncharacterized. Lineage: Eukaryota; Heterolobosea; Eutetramitea; Acrasida; Naegleriidae. The record is from RefSeq and is a predicted model, not a curated record. The transcript has a single exon. Bases 1 to 825 code for a protein of 274 amino acids.
AUGAAAAAUCAUCCCGCAAAAGCAUCAUCAUCUCAAACAAACCACAACAACAAGGCCACUCUGUUUGAAUUAACAAACAGACAAAGAGUUACAAAGGCCACUCUAGAAGAAAAAAAGAACAAUUUGUUCAGAAUUAUUCCGGAUGAUGGUUCUAAUUUUGAUGCAGGUGCAGAGUAUGCUACAAAGUCAGGAUCCAGUUUCCAUCUCCAAUCCUUUGCCUUAAAUCAAGUUUUAUUAGCUAACGUUGAAAAUGAAAAAAAGGAGAAAGAGAAGGCUCUAUCAGAAGUUAAAGAAGCCAUUCAAGUUGAAAAGGUUGAACAUGUCUCCUUGAUUAAAGAGAUGAAGGAUUUCAUGGCAACCAUGAAGAAGGAACAUCAAAUCGAAAUACAAACCUUGAAGGAGGAAAUGGCAACCAUGAAGAAGGAACAUCAAAUGGAAAUUGAAGCCUUGAGAAAGGAACAUCAAAGUGAAAUACAAGCCUUGAAGCAGGAAAUGGCAAAAUUGAAGGAAAGCAUGGACAACAUACUUGUUGCAAACACUCUAUCCAUGGCAUUCUCUAAGAUUGGAGGGAAGGUUCUGGCUGUUCUUGGUAUUGAAAAGCCCCAAUCCUCAGAAAUGAAAUGGUGGGAAAUUGCGUUGGACAAGUAUUUCCAGUCCGAUGCUGUUAUGGAAUUAGAAAUAUCAAAAUCGGAUUUGAAGGUAAUCUGGGAGAAUUUCAGAGAAAAGAGAAGCAGAAGAGCUCAUUCCACCAGCACAGACUUGCAGUUAUACGAUGAAAAGGAGCAAUUAUUGGUUAAAUGGCUAGAAAACCAAUUUAAACAAUGA